AUGCUUACCAGCAGCACUGGGAGCCAGAGACACUGUUCAGGGCCCGGUCUCUCCCAGUACAGCGGCCAGUCCACGUACGAGGAGCGGUGCGUCGACCCGCUGGACGAUUGGACGGAAGCAAAGACCGUCCAAACAUCCCAUCUAAAAGAUGUCCGUGCACAGGAGCCCGAGACCCUUGGCUUCAUUCCUGGUUCAGCAGACGCUACAGCUGGGGCCCAAUCCUGUGCCCCCUGUGGCUCCCAUAAAAGAUGCAGGGGUUUUGUGUGCAGCGUCCUGACAUGUGGUCUAUACCGGGUCUGCCUGAACGCCAACCUCCUUCCGUGCCUGGUGCCCAUUGAGCGAUAUCCAGAUGAACGGGCCAAGGUCAGCCUGCAAGCCGUGAACGCAGGAGACGCCAAGGAGGAAGAGGAGGAGGACGCAGGCUGGCUGGAGGAUCUCCAUAUCGGCGGGGUCAAAGUAAACAGUCAAAGACUGGACCUGGUUGUGGUGACCGAAGCUCUGCCUCAUGGGUCUCUGCCCAGAGGUCAGGAACGGCUAACCACCUAUGAGUCCGUGAGUUACGACGACUGGGAAGACGGGGACGGGGACGUGGACUCCCUGAUCACCAAGAAACUACUGGACCUCUACUCCGAGUACCAGAUCGAGGAGCUGGCCAGGUGCACGUCAGACUCUGUGUUUCUGAAGAAGACCAACGAGAUCAACCAGCUGAUCAGCUCCCUGGCGGAGGAGCACAAGCUGGGCGAGCAGGAGGCGGAGUGCCGGCUAGUGCGCGGCAUCAUCCGCAUCAGCACGCGGAAGAGCAAGAAGAGGAGGCCGCAGUACGUGAGGGCCCAGACGACGCUGUCGGACAGCGGCAAUGAAACCAUGAGAGACAGUGAUUCUUAUUCGUUCAGCAACAACAAUGACUACAAGUCAAAUCCAAACAUCCAGAUAUCGGAACAGACGCACUCUGACGUGUACGCCAGGAAGAUGAGGACAAACAAUGAAGGUUAUACCUCAGCCUCUACAACGCCACACCCGCCCACUCGGACGGAGGCCGAUUCCUCGGGUGUGCCGCUGCUUUGCUCCUCCGUGAGAGCCUGA
Messenger RNA from Lampris incognitus (smalleye Pacific opah), 1083 nucleotides. It is a transcript of the gene kdf1b, whose product is annotated as keratinocyte differentiation factor 1b. The transcript is spliced from 3 exons. NCBI's taxonomy places the organism in Eukaryota, Metazoa, Chordata, Actinopteri, Lampriformes, Lampridae. Bases 1 to 1083 code for a protein of 360 amino acids. Gene Ontology annotation, biological process: regulation of epidermal cell division; keratinocyte development. The record is from RefSeq and is a predicted model, not a curated record. Gene Ontology annotation, cellular component: cell junction.